UAUUGUGUUAAACUUAUCCUGUCUUCCUCCUUUGUAAAUAAAGGGUCCAAAAGUGAGUUGCUCUCAAACUCAUUAAUGGCAGAACCAAAAUGUGAGUUGCCGGAGGUAAUAGUCGUCGGCCGGCCAAUAAUUUUCCAAUUCUACGACCAACAGUUAUCACAAAAAUUCCGAAUCCUGAAACCAUGGGAAUCUUCACUCCCAUUGGAGCAAUUCAUUUGUACCCAUGCUCAAUCCGUACAAGCCAUGAUUUGCUCUCCUAAACGUGUCGGCAGCCAGAUUUCUUCCUCCUUGCUCCGCCUCUUACCGUCACUCCGACUUAUCGUUACCACCAGCUCUGGUGUUGACCAUAUAGAUCUAUUUGAGUGUUGCCGCCGCGGAAUCUCCGUCGCUAGCGCUGCGACUCUUUUCUCUGAGGAUGUUGCUGAUUUUGCUGUUGGAUUGUUAAUUGAUAUUCUUAGAAAGAUUUCUGCUGCCGAUCGGUUUGUUAAGAAGGGACUUUGGCCUCUUCAGGGCGACUUCCCCCUCAGCUCAAAGGUGGGAAGCAGGAAAGUCGGAAUUGUAGGGCUGGGAAGCAUAGGUCUAAAAGUUGCACAAAGGCUUGAAGCAUUUGGCUGCAUCAUAUCAUACAUGUCGAGGAAGAAAAAGCCUGUUUCUUACCCUUUCUAUCCUGACAUUCGUGAACUAGCGACCAGAUGUGAUGUCCUUGUCCUUUGUUGUGCAUUGACAGACCAAACUCGCCACUUGAUCAAUAAGGAGGUUCUACUGACACUCGGAAAAGGAGGAGUAAUCAUUAAUAUUGCCCGAGGAGCCAUAAUCAAUGAGCUGGAGUUGGUACAAUGUUUAGAGCGGGGAGAGAUUGCAGGUGCUGGGUUGGAUGUUUUCGAAAAUGAACCUAAUGUUCCUGAAGAGCUCCUUUCAUUGGAUAACGUUGUGUUGACACGACAUGUUGCUUAUUAUACCGAGGAUUCUUUCAGAGCUUUAUAUGAACUCGUAUGCGGGAAUCUGGAAGCUUUGUUCUCGAACAAACCUUUGCUUUCUCCAGUUUUGGAUGACUAAAACAUAUUAUUUUCAACCUUGAAAUCAAUAUUAUAUUCAGUUCAGCUUUGA
Messenger RNA from Solanum dulcamara, 1107 nucleotides. Its product is annotated as glyoxylate/hydroxypyruvate reductase HPR3-like. Gene Ontology annotation, cellular component: cytosol. The transcript is spliced from 2 exons. Gene Ontology annotation, molecular function: hydroxypyruvate reductase [NAD(P)H] activity; glyoxylate reductase (NADPH) activity; NAD binding. The record is from RefSeq and is a predicted model, not a curated record. NCBI's taxonomy places the organism in Eukaryota, Viridiplantae, Streptophyta, Magnoliopsida, Solanales, Solanaceae. The coding region runs from base 76 to 1056 and encodes 326 amino acids.